Onthophagus taurus is the source of this 2038-nucleotide messenger RNA. Its product is annotated as dnaJ homolog subfamily C member 11. NCBI's taxonomy places the organism in Eukaryota, Metazoa, Arthropoda, Insecta, Coleoptera, Scarabaeidae. Gene Ontology annotation, biological process: cristae formation. The record is from RefSeq and is a predicted model, not a curated record.
CAAAAGAAAUUUGAAAGAAAAUUGUUAACGACAUGACGUUAGUGACAUGUAAUUUGACAGUUGGUAACGAAACGUCGAAAAACAAAAUUUGCUAAAACGGUGAUAGCGAGAAAGGAGCUUUUGGGGCAUUCAUAUGAUAAAAUUAAACCGUGCGGCAAUUAAAACAUGGACUUCGAAGACGAAGCCGACACCGUGUUGGAAGAGGAUUAUUACACAACCCUCAACAUCUCAAAAGACGCCACAAAGGAAGAGAUAAACAACUCCUAUAGACGCCUUAGUAGACUGUACCAUCCUGAUAAACAUGUUGAACCCAAACAAAAAGAAAAAGCCGACAUUAUCUUUAACAAAAUUAAAAACGCAUACGAAAUUUUAUCGGAUCCUCAUCGAAGAGCUAUUUAUGAUAGUUUAGGUGUAAAAGGUUUAGAAACUGAGGGAUGGGAGAUUGUUCAAAGAACACGAACUCCAGCGGAAAUCCGUGCUGAGUAUGAACAAUUAGCUGAGGAAAGAGCUGAGAGAAAGAAACAACAGCAAACAAACCCACAUGGAGCUGUUACAGUUAAUAUAAACGCUACAGAUUUAUUUAAUCCUUACGAUGAUUUAAUGUUGGAUGAUCUCGAUAUUACCACAGACUCUAUUUUACCAAGUAUUGAAGUAUCUGGUAUGAGUUUUAAUCAAUCGGUUGAGUUUCCAUUAACACAAAAAGAUACUUGUACAUUAUCCGGACAGUUAAAUACACAAAAUGGGACUGGAAAUGGUGGAAUAAAUUUAAGCUGGAGGCACAUUUAUUCACAUAAAAGUUGGUCUGAAGUUGAAGUAGUUGCUGUAGGAAAUGGACCAGCCGUGUCUUUUAAGGCAUUUAGAACACUGAGUAAACGAUUUUAUUGGAAUGGUGGGACUAUUUUGCAAUUUACACCUCAAGGAAUAAGACCAGGAAUCAUGUCAACAUUAGCAAUGCAAUUAGAUAAACACUCAAUAGGUUAUUUAACUUACCACGGUGGAAUACGAUCAAUGGUUUCUACAUCGAUUGUUAGAGACACGGAAUCGGCCCAAUACAAUUUAUCUGUUCAAAUAGGUCUUCCACAUUCGUACAUUUCAAUUAGUUAUACGAAGAAAUUAUUAAAUCAAGAAUUAAAAUUACGAUUAUCAGUAAAAUAUGGUACUUUUGGGGCCAUUUUUGAAUAUGGAGUUGAAAAACGGGUCUCGAAACAUAGUAAUAUGUCAGCGGCUGUAGCUAUUGGUAUGCCAACAGGAGUUAAAUUAAAAAUAAGAUUAACGCGUGCAAAUCAAGUAUAUUCCUUCCCAAUUCAUCUCUGUGAGGAAGUUCUACCUGCGCCGAUAUUUUAUGCGACGGUAGUUCCACUUGUAGUUUAUGUAAUAAUAAAGAAAGGCUUUGUUGAGCCGUUCUUAAAAGAACAACAUGCAAAACAAGUUGAAAAACAACGCGAGGCAAAUAGGUCAAAAUUAAUGCAGAAAAGAAAAGAAGCUCAAGCUGCUGUUGAUUUAAUGAAUGCCACAUACACGAGAAUUGUAGAAGAAGAAGAAACAAAGAAGGGUCUGGUUAUUGUUAAAGCUUUAUAUGGAAAAUUAAUAUCUGGAUCCGGUGACUCAAGCUCUAAUGAAGAUGGAAAUGAAGAAGUCAUUGAGGUUACUGUACCGUUACAGUGUCUUGUUAAAGAUAGCAAAUUGAUUUUACAUGAAUUAUCAAAGAGUCAACUCCCUGGAUUUUUUGAUCCAGCUGUCGGUGAAGAAAAAUCACUUUUGAUAGUUUAUAAUUUUAAACAACAACUUCACGAAGUGACAAUAAGAGAUAAUGAGGCGUUAAGAAUACCAAAAACAUCACAUCGGUGUACAAACCCAACCUAGCGCUGGUUAGGUUAUCAAAAGAAUAGUCAAGGAUUCGCGGAAUUCGUAGGUAGAUUGAUUUAGGAGGUACAACGCGACACUUUUUCUCACAUGAGUCUAACUGUAUUUUGUUAUUAUUAUGUAGUAUUUGCUUGACCAUUUUUUUGUAUAUACAUGUUGUUGUUAUUAAAAUACA